This is a messenger RNA of Solanum lycopersicum (tomato), 1279 nucleotides long. The record is from RefSeq and is a predicted model, not a curated record. Lineage: Eukaryota; Viridiplantae; Streptophyta; Magnoliopsida; Solanales; Solanaceae.
AAUCCAGUACUAUUCACUAAUCUUCAAUACAAAAAGUAGUCCCAAUAUAUAUAUCCCCAUAAAUCCAUUUCUUCUUCUUUCAGCUCUUCAUUUUCUCGGCGAUUUUCUGCUCAACCACACGAUUCCGACGUUCUCCUAUCCCCGUACUGUUUUACACAAUCUAUCACUAGUGAUCGCCGAUGCAUUCGCCGGUCCGGUGAACUUGUCGUUGCCUUGAAUUCGCUCUCAGAUCUGUGCUUGAAGUUCCCCCCUAAAGGUCAAACUAGCUCUAGACAAAAGCAUUUGCAUGUCGACCAGAUGAGCAGAACUGAUGUUAUUUGCAGUAGAAGGAGGAGGUUUCUUCUCGUCUUCAGCUUCUGGAUAUAGUAAGGGUCUGACCCUUCUACUCUUGGGUCAGAAGAACGAAGAGAAGCCCAUGAGAGUUGCACCGUGGAACCAGUACCAGUUGGUGGACCAAGAAACUGAUUCUGAUCUCCAGCUGGCUUCCGGGAAGAACAGGCUUGUCCGCGGGUGCGGCUCCUUUGUAUGCUUUGGUCGCGCUGCCGCUGGACCUGAGAGCCCAUCUCCCCUUAAAGUUGGUCCUACCCAACAGCCAGAAGUGUUGCCCAGCUGUCCCGCUUCAGACAAGGGCAGCGAUCAGCCGCAAUGUGUUAAUAUUGUUGAGGACAGUUAUAUUUCACCAAAGCUUGCUCUUAAGAGUAGCCUAAAAAAACCAGUAAAUAGUGUUUCCAUUUCUGGUGGUAAUGAACGUGAUACAAUAUCUGAAAAGGUUGAUGAUGCCCCCAAUCCUGUGGAGAAAAGGAAAGUGCAGUGGACCGACACAACCGGAGGAGAACUUUUUGAGAUACGGGAAUUUGAGCCUAGGUGGCAACAUGUCUUUGUAUUGUUCUUGUGAAGCACAGUUUCAAGGCACAAGAUACAUUUGAUAAGACUGUUCGAUGAUGGUGAAUCAGAUGAUGAGUUUGAGAGUGGGAAUGAAAGAACAUGUUCUUGCAAGAUAAUGUAAUUUUAGCUCCUUCUAGAAGGUUUAGGAAGGCGACAAUCAAGGUGCUGCUUACGGGGGAAGUUGGUUUUGUGACAUGCCUUGCUCAACUAUCAUUCGGGGCAAUUGAAAUUUGAGGCUGUAUUAGGUAGUGUGGCCACAUUUAUCAUGGGCUUUUCUGGUUUUGGCUGUGACUAAUCUAUUGUCUAUAUUCAAAUUCUUGGAUGACAUUUUUGUUUCUCUGGGGUCUGCUUGUCCAUUGUUUUCAUAAUUACAUAUUUCAUCCUUUUUACGAUA